This is a messenger RNA of Cajanus cajan (pigeon pea), 357 nucleotides long. Lineage: Eukaryota; Viridiplantae; Streptophyta; Magnoliopsida; Fabales; Fabaceae. The record is from RefSeq and is a predicted model, not a curated record.
AUGACCUCAAAAUUAUCCACCAUUAGACUUCUGAGUUUCUGCUACUUCUUGCUCUUCAGCUUUAUGCAUUUCAGCAGCUGCACUGUGAUAUCAUUGACAAGUCAUGCAAGCACAUGCAAUGGCUCCAUAUCUGAAUGCAAUCAAGAAGAUGAGCUAUUGAUGGAGUCCGAAAUAAGCAGAAGGUUUCUGGAGCAGAAGAGAUACAUUUCUAAUGGAGCUUUACAGAGAGACAAGCCAGUUUGUAAUGGUGGUGGCUCUGGUGAGGCUUAUAGUAAAACUGGAGGGUGUCUUCCUCCUCCCUCAAAUCCUCAAAAUAGAGGCUGCUCUAAAUAUUAUCGUUGUAGGUCUGACUCUUGA